ACAUUUAGUUUUGUUUCAUUGUGAACACUGCACACCACUCUCACUGACGAGGGAGCGGUGCAAGUGAACAGUGGUGCUUGGAUCUGCUGCCAGUCAGUACGUAUCAGUGAUCGCUCUUAUGAAGAUAAUGUCGCUCCGUACAUCUAAUAAUGACCACACUGAGAAUGACUUGAUGACAGCAACAAAGAUUAAGAUUGCCAAAACAUUCAAGAUAGGAAUAUCUCCUAAUGCAGUAGUGGGCUCUUACAAUGACUGGUCCACGAGCUUCGAAGAGAUCAUCAAGCAAGGUAUCUACAACGCCCCCAUCAUAGCUCUGCAGGAAGUUCUUCGCCGAGUGCCGCCUGAGAGCCGCUUAGCCACAAGCGUGCUGGACGUGGGUGCCGGCACUGGCUGGCUGGGCACCUGCCUUCACAAGGAAGGCUUCAGGAAAAUCCACGCUCUGGAACCCUCGGAGGGGAUGCGGAGAGUGCUAAGGGAGAAGGGCGUGUAUACCAAAGAGUUCCCUGAAUCCCUGGGUACUGGGCCAUGCUCCGUCCCCUCCAACACAUAUGACGUGGUGAUCAGCUCGGGGUCAUUUGAUGAAGGCCACAUUCCGGUCACUGGUCUGGAUGAACUAGUGCGCGUCGCCAAGAAAGGAGGAUUGGUGCUCAUUGUCGUGCUGAUGAUGAAGCUGAAACCGACAGAACCUUACACAGGAAAACUGGAACCCCACAUGGAGGAACUGGAGCGGAAGGGAGUUUGGAUCAAGGUUGAACGACGUGUCUUCCCAAACUUCAUCUUUGAGAAGGAAGGCGUCAUGUUUACCUUCCGUGUUACCUGAGGAAUGUGUCCUUGAAAUAGCUCCGGCUUGAGUAUUUUUGUGGUGCUGGUGUUUGCCUCGGUGCAGGAUUUUUCAUGAUUUUCAAUUACCAUCCUAUUUGCCUCAUCAACAGGCAACUUGCCUAAUUAACGUCAAAUUUGUUUUUGUUUUUUUACUUGACAGCAUUUCGAAUUACUGCCACAUUUUGUUUUCCUGAUUUAAAUUUUGAAGAGGUCGAGGCUGUUUAGUGGGAAAUCUUUCCAAUUGGAAGAGAAUGUACAACACAUGAGGACUUUCUAUAAAAUAUAGUUUCUCUGACCCCUAUUCUGUCCAAAUCAUUGAUGCAAGAGUAAACCAGUAUUUACAAUCUUUCAUCCCCUUCACUGGUAAAAUCUGAAACUCCUUAUCUGCUUUCGUACAUAUUAUAUAUAUAUAUAUAUAUAUAUAUAUAUAUAUAUAUAUAUAUAUAUAUAUAUAUAUAUAUAUAUAUAUAUAUAUAUAUAUUUAUAUAUAUAUAUAUAUAUAACUUAAGUAAAUUAAACAAAAAAUAUGUUUCAUAUGAUGAAAAUUUAUACAUCAAUUUGAAGCUUAUUCGACCCUCUAAAAUCAGCAUUUUUGACAUUUCGAUUUUUCUUUAUAAUGCAUAUAAAAUUUGCAAUUAUUAUUAUUUUUUUUUUUUGUUAAAAAUCAAUAAAUAUCUUUAAUCCUUCUUAAAAUGUUGUAAGAUUUGAUCUGGCAUUCCUCAUUAUGGAUAUGUAGGAGAGUGGAAAGAACCCGCCUUUCAUGAUACGAACACACGCAGCAGACACUGGGAGGUUGUUUUUGAUGAGGUACACUAACUCAAAGUAAGAGAUGUAGGAUAAUACAUGUAAAGGUAAAGCCUCCUCUCCACCUUUCGUUGAUUAUGGCAUCACACAAUAGAUGAAUAUAGACUGAAAAUUAUACUGUCAUGAAGGAUUGGGGGAGGAGGGGGUCACCACAUACUCGCAGACUUUAGCGAAGCUGGAUCAUCGUUAACAUGUGUAUGGAAAAACUUUUUUUUUUUAGUCUAAACUGUUUACACCUACAAAAAAGUUCUCUUAUACAGUGUUAGGAUGUGUCUCCUAUCAUCAUAAUUAUAUAAUAUUCAUAUCAAAGAGAAUAAGAUCAUAUUUUAUACUAUAUUUUAUUAAACAUGUUAGCAAAAUGUUAUCUUGACGUAUGUGUAAUUUACGUAAUGCAGGCUAUUGUUAGGAUAUCUAUAAAUCUUAUAUAAUCUACAAGUUGAUUAAUCUAUAAGUCACUCCACGUCACCGACACAUCACUAGCCGAGGGGAACAGGUGAGCUGGGAGCACUAGCAAGAAUAAUAAUUUACGUAUCUCAUGAUAAGCUAAUAGUUAAAGAUGUUACUUGAUAGACUUAUGUUACAUAUUAACAUGAAUUUGUAAGUAGAUCAAAAUGGAUUUAUUGAACAAUAUUGUAUAAAGCAGCUGAUCUGUCUUAGUCACAAUAAAACAUUGAGGUGCAGUACAAGCCUCAUCCCACACCUUUGA
Messenger RNA from Scylla paramamosain (green mud crab), 2332 nucleotides. RefSeq lists its product as uncharacterized. Gene Ontology annotation, molecular function: S-adenosylmethionine-dependent methyltransferase activity. The transcript is spliced from 7 exons. Bases 119 to 820 code for a protein of 233 amino acids. The record is from RefSeq and is a predicted model, not a curated record. Lineage: Eukaryota; Metazoa; Arthropoda; Malacostraca; Decapoda; Portunidae.